AUGGAACUUCAUUAUCCUUCAGCAUAUUCAACACCGACUACUUUAAAUAAUUUACAAAUUAAUGAUCAUUCAAAAAUCACUUCGGUCAAUAAUACGACAUCGAUAAAUCCUUUCAUUGAUAAUCUAAAUUUUAUACCAUUGUCAACAUCAUCGUCAUUAUCAUCAUCAGCAUCAUCGCCGCCGUUAUCAUCAUUAUCAUCAUCGUCAUUAUUAUUAUCAUCAUUAUCAUCAUCAGAACUUCCAUAUCAUCAUAAUAUCUAUUCAUUAAAACAAUAUCAAAAUAAUCAUAUGAAUACAAUUGAAACACUGUCAAAUAUAUUGAUCCCUGAAGGUGAAGACGAAGGAGGAGAAGAAGAAGAACAUCAUGGAACUAUGAAACAAUUGAAUCUAUUUGAUUUUGGUGAAUCAUCAUCAAGUAUUGAAACAAAUCAUAAUAAUAAUAAUCUAUCAAAUUAUUUUAAUCAAUCUGAUGAAUAUACUACUCAUACAGAUUGGUUUUCUCAACUAUUACAAACCACAACAGCAACAACAACAUCAAUAACACCACCCCCAACAACAACACCACCACCACCAUCGGUAACAAAUUUAUUAAGUUCUGAAUUCACAUCAACACAAAAUUGUAUAAGUCCAUCUUGGAAAAAUAAUGAUUAUGUACAUUAUUCAUAUACAAAUUAUUCAACUGAUAUGAAUAUUCAACAACACCACCACCACCACCACCAGCCCCAGCAACAACAGGCAGAUUAUCAACAAACUGGACAGGUAACAUUUCAACAAUUUCAAGAUAUUCAAUUAGAUCAAUCGAAUCAACAAACAUUCAAUAUUGAUCAAUAUGAUCUAACCUAUUAUAAUCCUAUUCAAUCCUUACAUACUACUUAUAUUACUACUACUUCUACUACUACUACUACUACUACUAAUAAUAAUAAUAAUAAUAAUAAUAAUAAUAAUGAAAUAAGCAAUCAUUAUAAUAAGGAUAAUAAUAGUAAUAAUAAUAUGCUUAUGAAAUUACAUCAAUCUAUCUCUCCUAUACAAUAUAAUGAACAAACAAUUCUAUAUCCAUCAAUUUAUGAUCAUAAUGAUCCUUAUCAUGAUCACGAUCACAAUCAUCACGAUCAUGAUCGCGAUCAUCAUGAUCAUCCUGAACAUUUCUAUUGUGAUUUAUGUUCAUUCAAUAAUUCAUAUCCAUUCAUAACAAAAUCAAAUUUUAAUUUGAAUCAAUCAAUAAAUCAAUUAAAUUGGAUCAAUAAUAAUCAUAUUAAUAAUCAAUAUUUUCAAGAAAAUUUAUAUUAUCCAUCUUAUAAUCAAUAUAUCAAUAAUAAUAAUAAUAAUAAUAAUAAUAAUAAUAAUCAAUAUAAACAAUUAAUUAUACAAAAAAAGAAACAAUAUAAAAAAUAUUUAAAUUAUGAAACUAAUUAUAAAACUCGAAUCAAAUCAAUAAUAUCGUCACCAUCAACACCACCACCACCACCCCAGCAACAACAAUCACCACGGCAACAACAACAGCAAUUGAAAACAACAACCACAGCAACAAAAUUAACGACAUUAUUUCAUAUUACUAAUGAACAAUUAAGUAGUUUACUACCAUUCAUAACAUGUAAUGAGAUAUUUGAUAUAUUAUAUAAAUAUAAUCCACCAAAUACAAUGGCACAAUUUCAAACUAUCUGUAUUCAUAAUAAUAAACAAAAUCAAAUUUAUUUUCGUUUAAAAGAACAAAAAAUUUGGUCAGAUAUAUAUUUACAUAAUACAGAAAUGAUAGCAACUAAUACAGGAAGACGAAUUUUCCCAUCUUUAUCCGUUGAUGUAUUUGGUUUAAAUUCAACUGAUGAAUAUAUUUUUUUAUUGGAUAUGCUUUUAAUACAACCUCAUAUAUUUAAACAUCAAGGUGAUCGAUGGAUUAUAAGUAGUCAAUCUGAAGUAUUAAAUAAUAAUCAAACAUUAGAAGGUAAAUAUUAUAUUCAAGAAGAAUCACCUAAAACUGGUGCAUAUUGGAUGGAAUCUGGUGUCAAUUUUACUCGUGUUAAAAUUACAAAUACUAAAGAAAUAAAACCAUAUAAAAAUAUGAUUCAUGUCAACAGUAUGCAUUAUUAUAUUCCAAGAAUUUCGGUUGUACGUCUAAAUAAUUCAAUGAAUAAUCAAUCAAAUUGUUAUCAUUCAUCUAAUCAAUUAGAAUUAAUUGGUUCUUAUAUAAUACCUGGUACACAAUUUUAUACAGUAACAGCAUAUCAAAAUCCAGAUGUUAUACGUAUUAAAAUUAAUAAUAAUCCAUUUGCUAAAGGAUUUCGAAAUCGUCAAGAUACUGAUGAUUUUAAUGAUUUAGCUGUUUUAUCUGUUAUGAAUUCAAGGAAUAAAUUAAUGACAACAUCAACAUCGUCAACAUCACCAUCACUAUCAUCGUUAUCAGUAGUACCAUCGAUUAGCUCUUCUCAAUAUACACACAAGAAUUAUUCAAUUGAAACCUAUCAAUGUUAA
Messenger RNA from Schistosoma rodhaini, 2466 nucleotides. Lineage: Eukaryota; Metazoa; Platyhelminthes; Trematoda; Strigeidida; Schistosomatidae. The record is from the annotation of a GenBank genome assembly.